Messenger RNA from Endocarpon pusillum Z07020, 828 nucleotides. RefSeq lists its product as uncharacterized. The transcript has 3 exons. The record is from RefSeq and is a predicted model, not a curated record. The coding region runs from base 1 to 828 and encodes 275 amino acids. Lineage: Eukaryota; Fungi; Ascomycota; Eurotiomycetes; Verrucariales; Verrucariaceae.
AUGCCUUCGACUCCUGACCUUUCUCGUGAGCUUAUAGCCAAUCCCCCGUCUACGCGUAACCACGCCUGGAAGCGCCGAGCAGUUGGUCACACACAAUCGGAUGUCACAGAUCGCAUGAUAGAGAAGCGAAACCUGGCUGAUCUCUCGAAACGCUUUUCGUAUUCCGGCAGCCCCGCGCCUCGUGACCGCCUGAGAGCAACACUGCAAGGGUACCGGAUAUUCACCUGUAACGCCACUAUGUGUGAAAAGCCGCUUGCCCUGCAUAAACUUCCAAUUAAGAAACCGUCCGGGUUUGAGGCCAUCGUCCAAGAUAACGAGGUCAGAGCAGUGAAGUGGAUCUCGACACAGCCCCCGCGAGGCAUUUCACUUAUUGGCUCUAUCAGGCGCCCGUACAAGGCUCCUGACCGCUCGAAACUUGGAUUCCGACAAUUGGAGAAAACGAGCAAGGCAGAUCUCGAGGCGGCCCCGUUGAGAUGUUUUUCCUAUUGGCUCUAUCGCAUCCUCAGCUGGACCGGGGAUCUCAUGCAGCCCUCAUCCGAAUCCGCCAUCGAGGCAGACUCCAAUUCGAGCGGCUUCCAAUUGGACAUGAAGGCAUUCUCGGGACCUGCUUUGUCGCCGCUGCGCCUCUCGAGUGACGUGGCCGGCACUGCGGCAUUUUCACUAUUGGUCCAGUCGCAGCGUCAUGUCAGCCGACACAGGAUCUCCGAGGGUCGACACGUCACGAUCAUCGAGGAAGAGGGGGCCAGGCCGCUGACGCGGGAUGCCGCUAUGCUGUUGCCGGUGCCUCAAGCAAGGGAGGUGUUGGUCGAGGGGUCGAUGAAGAGGUGA